Messenger RNA from Strongylocentrotus purpuratus (purple sea urchin), 3712 nucleotides. It is a transcript of the gene slc45a2, whose product is annotated as membrane-associated transporter protein. Gene Ontology annotation, biological process: transmembrane transport. The transcript has 7 exons. Bases 160 to 2589 code for a protein of 809 amino acids. The record is from RefSeq and is a predicted model, not a curated record. NCBI's taxonomy places the organism in Eukaryota, Metazoa, Echinodermata, Echinoidea, Camarodonta, Strongylocentrotidae. Gene Ontology annotation, molecular function: sucrose:proton symporter activity. Gene Ontology annotation, cellular component: membrane.
GCGAUUAACAUAACAGUGCGUGCUCUAUUAUUUAGCCGUCGCGACCUCGGUCGCAGAUUGAACGGUGAAGUCUGAAGAUGGUCGACGCAAUUAUUUCUUGUUUACAUCAGCUAAGCAGUAUCUAAUUGACUUGAGCCUGAGGGUGUAAAGGAGAUCAAAAUGGAAGAAUUAGAAAGUAUAGACGGUUCAUCAAUGGAGUCUAAAAUAGCAUCCAUAGAGUCAGAUAAAGACAAUUCAAGAACUAAAUCUGAUGAAGAGGUCUUUGCAGAGACACAGCUGACAAGGUCAAUGAGACGGAGGUCAUCCUUCCCUCUCGUUUCUGUGAGUACUGAAUGCGACGAGUCGGUCGAGACAAUGUCCCUUUGUGAUGGAAGUCUUCUGCGAACAAGCCCUGUCAUGGCAAGCUCUACAGGAGCCUUACCUUCAGCAGGGAGUCACUUCCCGUUGCAUAACCGCUUCCUUCAGAUUCCAAGGAACCACGCAGGGCUAGGUAGCACGUUGAGUUUAGCCAGCCACAAACUGGUAAGACCACCGUGUACUCUCGGAACACCACCGAAAGAAUCCGUGUUGCCUGCAAAUCCAAAGCGGAAGUGGUACCAGCUCCUCCAGCAGUCGUCCGUCCAGCUAGGCCUGGACUUCUGCUUUGCAACGGAAGGUGCGCUGGUGACACCCAUCUUACUUCAGUUGGGCCUACCUGAUCAUCUCUAUGGUCUUGCAUGGUUUCUUGCACCCAUCCUGGGCCUGAUCCUGGCCCCUCUCAUUGGGUCGGCGAGUGACAGGUGUCGCAGUCCGAUGGGCCAGAGAAGACCUUUCAUCCUGAUUCUGGGGAUCUUUGUCAUGAUAGGGACAGCACUGUACUUGAACAGUGCAGACUUGGGUGUCCUGAUCAGCAAAGAUGAUGCAACUACAGCCACGAUGUGGGGUAUAGCCAUCACGGUGCUUGGAGUGGUGGUGACAGACUUAGGUGCUGACAGCUGCACCUCUCCCUUUAAGGCUUAUCUAAUGGACACUUGCAACCUGGAUGACUUGAAGCUUGCUCUCAGCAUGCGGAGUACUCUGGGAGGUAUUGGUGGGGCUCUUGGUUACACCUGUAUCGCCAUCAACUGGGAAAAGACAAUCUUCGGACAGGCCCUUGGGAGUCAGUUACGCGUUGUCUUCCUUCUUAAUGUCAUCGUUUUUCUGAUCCCCCUCAUCCUCACUCUAACAAGCAUACCAGAGAUACCAUUGAGGAGGCCCCCGUCCUUGAGUCCAUCGGACACAAAGUAUGUCCCCUGCAAUAGUGGGGAUGAAAGAACUGCCAGAAAGGUUUCUGCUGAUGCAGACGGGAAGUCCCAAAAUGUGGGAAAGAGGAAGAUGUGUAGCCUUUGGGGUUUCAUCAAGUGGUUCUACAGGAAAAAGCCAACUGGGGACAAGACACAAGAAUCUGUUGAAAGAACUACCUUGUCAGGUGAUGAUGUUGAUGAGGGCAGUCAUUUAUAUUGCAAUGGGGAACAACCCCAUAAACAUAUAAGAUCCUGUGGGAAAUUUAAGAAGCAAAGAAUUUCCAAAGGGAAGGACAGUUUGUCCAGUGGACACAAUGCAAGCAGUGGUGGCAAUAGUGAUAGAAAACUCUUUGUUCCUAAAAAGAAAGUCAAAGCAUCUUCAAAGAAAUCAGAAGCGGGCUCAACAACUAGUAGCAACUGCAUUUUGAAGAUCAACCCCAAUGAUGAUAUGAAGGACCUCUUGAAUGCAACAGCCAAAAUGCCAGCAGGCUCUUUCAGUCAUAACACGACCAUGGACCAGUGCAACAACAGCAGCCAAUCCCUAGCCAUCUGCAUCUCCAACCCGUCUGUUGAGAUCAACUGUGGUGAUGACGAAGAGGUUGGAGAGAGUGAUGAUGAUGAUGAUAAUAAGGGUCAGCCCCCGUCUGUACUGCAGUUGCUUCGUUCAACAAUCUACAUGCCCAAGGAGCUGAGGUUUCUGAGCUUGAUCAACUUCCUGGGAUGGGCCGGCAUCAUCACGCUGCUGUGUUUCUUCACAGACUUUGUGGCCCAAGCUGUGUAUCAUGGUGACCCGGGAGCUGAGCCAGGCACGGAAGCGUAUCUUCUGUAUGAAGAGGGAGUCAAGAUGGGCAGUUGGGGACUUUGUGUCUACUCCUUCUCUUCCUUUGCAAUGGGAUUGGUCAUGACCGUCAUACAACGCCAUUUCAGUCAGAAGUUCAUCUUGGUGGCUGGUCACUUCUUCUUUGCUGUGUCAUGCGGUGCCAUGGCGAUGCUCACCAACCAUCCCUAUGCCAUCCUCUUCUUGUGCUGCGGACUCGGGAUAGACACGGUGGUCGUCAUGACGAUACCCUACAACGUACUGGCUAUCUACCACAAAUGUGAAAAGUACAAACAUCCAGAAGGAGGGCUCCCUCGAGGGCUUGGUACAGACAUGGCUUGUGUCGACAUCCAGGUGUUUAUUUCUCAGAUCACGGUGUCGGCCGCGAUGGGUCCCUUGAUCCAGCUCGCAGGGUCCCACGUCACCAUCGUCGUGUCUGCUGCCAUCAUGUCUUUUCUAGCAUCACUUUGUGCCGCUUUCCUUGUGACGUACGAGAUGAAGGAUAAUUGAGCGCAGCGCGUACCCAAAGUUGGUAAAUCCUCAGCGAACAAAGUAGCAUACAAUGCCAAGUUCAUACAUACAUUGUACAUGUAUGUAAUAUUUCAUUGAUAUGUCUGUAUCAGACACUCAUAUUAAAGGGUAGCUAAAUUGCAAAUGCAUGUUGACUUAUGUUAAUCUGUAAUAAUGUAUACAUCACAUAUCUUUUGAUUUUUUGGUGUUCAUCUAUGUCAAAUAUUUUAUAUCAUUUUUCCUAUUCAUUUUGUCCUACCUGCUAAAGCUCCACCCCUGAACAAAAAUCCUUGCAUGUACCAAAGAAGUAAAAAAUUCCCUCACACUUUUGUAGACAAAAUUGGUACAAAAAACCUUGAUUGAUACGAAGCUAAUUAUUGCUUUAUUUCAAGUAAUGUAAUGUAAUAUAUGACUGUUAUUUUGUAUAGACAGUAGCUACAUGCACUUUGUAUAAAUAUUUUAAUGGCAUUUACAGAAUUAUUUUACGGUGCCAAAGGGUAAUUUUUAAUAUAUAAUGUAAUAUUCAUGUAUAAGCGCUUUAAUAGUGACAAAUGAGAAAAUUAUGUCUACUUUUUGGAGUUUCAAACAUAUUUUGUCUUUUGACAGAUUCGAUAUAUCCCUGUACAAAUACAUCAUUUAGUGGCAUCAGUGGUUUAUAAAAUAGCUUACAAUAUUGUAGUUUAAUUUUUUUUAUUAAUAUUUGGUGUUGAAGCUUUGAUUGCAGUGCUACCUCAUACAAAUCCCAUUGGUUUUGAGAUUGAGAUCAUGUUUGUUAAUUUUGAUAAUGGUUUGUUCACAUAUAAUGCAGGACAUUGUGGUGGAUUUCAUUUUUGUCUCACCUGUGUAGCAAAAAGCGAGACAUAGGCGCCGCUUUUCCGGUGACGCCGGCGGCGGCGACGGCGUCAACAUCAAAAACUUAACCUAAGGUUAAGUUUUUUAAUUUUUGAUAUAAUUUUGAAAGUAUAAGUUCUUAGUGAAUGAAACUUGAACUAUAGAAUUAUUAAGUAUCCCCAAUUAUGUGAGUAAAAUUUCAGGUCACAAAGUCAAGGUCAAAGGUCAUUUCAGGUCAACAGACUUGGACUACAUUGUACAUGUAUGUUGUGGCAUCAUCAUCGAUAACUUA